UAAUCUCAAACCCAAAACUUCAGGGGUAUAAAUAGACUAUUUUUUAGAGGAAGUGCUAUGGCUAAAUCAAUAACACUACAUUACUGUAACCAUCGUUUGGGACUUCCUCCUUUAGAAUCAUAAAGCUAAAUCAAGACAGUUAUUAUCUGUUAUAUUUUUCAGAACUCAGCGACCUAUCCCGCUAUCUAAGAAUAAGAAGGUGCCCAUUAUACCCUCUGUCCCCUUUGUUCCCUAUAAGGGCGAUCCAUGGUUGAUCACCUCUAGAUAGAGUGCGUUGGAUCUGUGAGGACUGCAGGAAUCCAUCCAAAGCUGUCAGUGUCAGGAUGCCACAACCGUGCUUCUUCCACAACGAUGCCCGGAGUUAUGGCAUGCAGGAGAACGUGUACGAGAAGUGGCUGCGAAGGCGUCUGGACUACGCUGUGAUCAGAGAGACGGGCAACCACGCAGCCCCUGGGUUUAUACACACUCUGCUUCACAGCGGCGACUGUCCCAGCGCAGUGACCAGCGAGCUGCGGAAAGAGUUGUGGCAGCAGUGCAAACUCCCUAGCUCCACGUACUUCUCCCAUGGCAUCGUCACUUACAGCUAUCCGGACACGGUCAAAGAGAUUAUGGACUUACGGUUCGCCCAAGAGAAGGCUCAAGGGAAAAUCUACACGCCAAUGUCAUCCAACUUCGAAGGAGCGUACAACAUUUCCUUCCACGAGCUGGCCUCAGCCCCCAACUGGAUGGCGCCGCUCACCGUGACCGACUGCACACGGCCCCACACCCUGGAGACACCGAUGACCUGGCCUUUGGACAAUGAUGGGCCCCCUGGUCUUAUGGCUCGGUGCCCAGACCCGCGUCGAGUGAACGAGCCAGUCUUCCCCAAGUGUUGCCACAACAAGGAGUGUCCCUGCAGCGCCAUCUACUGCCGGGAACCGUUGCCAGAGGCUGUCUACAACCCUGGGCCGAUGGUUCGGGGCGACGCCCUCUUAAAGUGGCGGUGAAAUCAACACCUUCACCGCGGAGACGUUUCCCCUUUUCACUUGAACAUUGUUUAUAAUUCAAGAUGGCCCGCGGGUGGUUGGAGGGCGCCACAGGAAGCUACUCCCUCUUUACUUUCCCUCUGUUGUUUCUGUCUGUUUGUCUGUCUUACUUUUUUUUCCAGUAUUAAAUUACCUUUAUCGUGUCCGCGUGCUUCUCUUUACUCAAAGAAAUUCAAACAAGUCAAGAUGGCCGCCAUUUCCAUAGCAUCGGUGAUGUUCU
Molecule: messenger RNA, 1245 nt
Organism: Aplysia californica (California sea hare)
Lineage: Eukaryota; Metazoa; Mollusca; Gastropoda; Aplysiida; Aplysiidae
Exons: 6
Coding region: 324-986 (220 amino acids)
Source: RefSeq, a predicted model, not a curated record